Rubroshorea leprosula is the source of this 1188-nucleotide messenger RNA. Lineage: Eukaryota; Viridiplantae; Streptophyta; Magnoliopsida; Malvales; Dipterocarpaceae. The record is from the annotation of a GenBank genome assembly.
AAGGGCUGUUUGGUGCAACUUGUAUGAAGGGUUUUUUAACUUUAAAAGCACAAGCCGCACCAAACAUCAUAAUUUGUGAAAAUUGUUGGAGCUUUUCAGAAGCUACUCCAUUCCUUUGAAAAUCCUAGAAACACCAAUUUGAUGCUUUUACGGGAGCUUCUUGCUUAUGAUUUAAUGAAAUUAAUAUGCCAAAUCUUGCAUUUCUUCUCCUUUCCUUCUUGCCCAUCUUCUUCCAAAGCAAACUGGAAAAUCCCCAUUGUCAAUCAUUGGCCUUUUUUUUCCCUAACUGCUUCAAAGCAGAAAAGCACAACCUAGCCAACAAAAGGCCAAAAUCCCAUUUCUCCUUCUUCUUCUUCUUCUGUGUGUCUCCUUCCUUUUCUCUGAAUUUUUUUCCUUUUUUGGUGUUUUUGCUACUAAUUUGGUCGUGAUGAGUGAUGAUUGCUGGUUGGUAAUGUGAGUUGGUGAGAGAGUUAAUCGAAAAUCCCUUCUCGUUCUCCUUCUUCUUCUAGAUCUGGGCCACAUAAUGACCAUCGAUGACUGCCCAGACCACCGCGAUAAUCCUUGUCUUCUCCUCAAAAAUCCCUAAUUAUUGUUACUUACUGUGAGAUCACAAUGAGCUUGAAGAUCUCGAGGAUCUGUUACUUACCAUGAGACCGUGGAUCCAUUGCUACUGAAUCUACAAAGCCACUAUUAGUAAGCUCCCAUUGCUCCCCUUUCUUUUCUUUUUGAUUGAAGAUUGUUUGAAGAUUUUUUUAUUUAUUAUUACUGUUUCUUCUACUUCCUCAUGUCAAAAGAAUUUAUGUCUUGUAAUUUGCCAUUUUUUUUUUCACAUUUUUCUUCUGUUUUUCGGCAUUUUCUUCUGUUUUUAACUUGUUGUUUCUAUUUUUGGAUAAUAAGCUUCAUGGGUUUGUGGCAAAGAAUUGGUAAAUCGUGAUGCUUGUGUGAUUUGCCUCAUGUUUGUAGUAACUUUUUCUUCUCUAUUGAAAUUAUUUUUGUUGUGAAGAAAGCUAAGGAAAGGUGGAGAAGAGUAGAAUAGAGUAUUGUUUUUUGUUCUUUGCUGAAUUAGUUAAAUCAAUUUUGGUGCUACUGGAUUAUCUUCUUCUUCUUAUUUUCUUUUUUUAAGUAAUUUAAUUCAUAUUGAUUAGAGGAGAAUCUGAACUUUAUUUCUUACGCUUGCCUUGAUUUCAC